AUGCCUAUUUCAGAACUUCUCAAUCGCCGGGUGCGAGCUAGACCAGAGGAGGAUGAAGAGGAUUACUCCGACGAUGCGCCAUCUGAGGUCGGGGUUCAGAACGAGGACUCGCAGGCAUCAGACUCGGAAGAUGGAAGUGAAGACGGAUCCGAGGGGGCGGACAAUCUGUCUGAUGGUUCCCAAUCGGACAACGCAAGCGAAGACGAAGCGGACGACAGUGAAGACGACGAAGACGACGACGGAAAAGAAGACGUACGAGCCUCCCUCAACAACAUCUCCUUCGGCGCCCUAGCCAAAGCGCAAGCAUCCCUGGGCACGAAAAGCAAGCGCAGCGCCAAAACCUCCAAAUCCACCGAAGAACCCACUCCUUCGCCGAUCGACGACAUCCGGGCCCGGAUCCUUGAGGCGCGCGAGCAGAAACGGCAAGCAUUGAAAGACAUCGAGAAGGCGUCUCGAUCGUCCAAACAUGCUCCGAUGAUCCAGUCGUCCAAGAAGGCCGUUUCCCGCAAACGAACAAUUGUCGAGCCCCCCUCUGUCCCCAAAUCUCGCGAUCCACGAUUCGACCCGACGAUCGUGAACCAAGGCGGUCGGUCGAACACGGAAGCUGCCGAGAAGGCGUAUGGUUUUCUGGAUGAAUACCGUGCCAACGAACUCAAGGCCUUGAAGGAGCAGCUUGCGAAGACCAAGAAUGUGAAUGAGAAGGAGGAGCUAAAGCGCACUAUUCGGUCUACUUCCGAUCGUCUACGUGCCAUGGAGAACAAGAGGCGCGAGAGAGAGGUCAUGGCCGACCAUAAGAAACGAGAGAAGCAACUCAUCAGCGAAGGAAAGAAGAGCAACCCCUACUAUAUGAAGAAGUCGGAUCUGAAGAAGCAGGUCAUGCUCAAGAAGUACGAGAGCAUGAACUCCAAGGAGCGGGCCAAGGCUCUGGAGAGAAGACGGAAGAAGAUGACCUCCAAAGAGCGCAAGGAGAUGCCCAUGGAACGAAGGGGUAUGGGUGAUGGUGCUAAUGGUGAGGGACGAAAACGCCGGAGGAUGGAAUAA
Aspergillus melleus is the source of this 1041-nucleotide messenger RNA. RefSeq names its product putative pre-rRNA processing protein (gene rrp36). Bases 1 to 1041 code for a protein of 346 amino acids. Gene Ontology annotation, cellular component: nucleolus; 90S preribosome. The transcript is spliced from 2 exons. Gene Ontology annotation, biological process: maturation of SSU-rRNA from tricistronic rRNA transcript (SSU-rRNA, 5.8S rRNA, LSU-rRNA). The record is from RefSeq and is a predicted model, not a curated record. NCBI's taxonomy places the organism in Eukaryota, Fungi, Ascomycota, Eurotiomycetes, Eurotiales, Aspergillaceae.